Messenger RNA from Tripterygium wilfordii, 4345 nucleotides. Its product is annotated as LRR receptor-like serine/threonine-protein kinase GHR1. Gene Ontology annotation, molecular function: protein binding; protein kinase activity; ATP binding. The transcript has 3 exons. The coding region runs from base 963 to 4148 and encodes 1061 amino acids. Gene Ontology annotation, biological process: protein phosphorylation. The record is from RefSeq and is a predicted model, not a curated record. NCBI's taxonomy places the organism in Eukaryota, Viridiplantae, Streptophyta, Magnoliopsida, Celastrales, Celastraceae.
CAAAGAGAGUCAGGAAAGAAGUAAAGGACAAAGGCAGUUGCUUUUGGGGUUUUGUAACUUUUGUUGUAUUUUGGAUUAAAGAAAGUUAGGGUUUUUGUUUGUAGAAAGAAGUCAAGCACUGUUGAAGCACUCAAUGUACUGUUAUUGGAGCUCUGGGGCCAAAUAUUUCUGGGUCCGCAUGUAUUUAUUGCCAAUAGUUGUUGAUUUGUCGACCCAUUUCUUCUUUCUUCUUGGGUUUGUUGUGGUUAAGUAGACACCGUGCUUGUACUCUAAUGUGUGUAGCAAUCCAUGUUUAGCUUGCUGUAAAGCUCUUUUUUGUAUGAAAGGAAGUGGCUUUUGAUGCUAUAAAGUUCAAGGUCUUUAGCAGCAGUAGUUACCGGCGUUCUUACAUUGUGCUUAAAAGUAGAGAUGUACAAGAAAAUGCUGCAUUAUGUGUGGUUAGAUCUCUGAUGAGGCAACGUCUGUGUGUUUUGCCCAGUUUGUUUAUUAUAGAAGGUGGUUGUUUUCCUUGUUGAAGCAGUGCCCUUUUUUAGGUCGCUGAUGCUCACUGCAAUCCCAGUCAGACUCGUCAAGCACUGGGUUUUGGCCUAAGGUUCUCCUUCAUCAGGUAAGGAGCGCCCCGUUUUGAGGUUCUUGGUUCAAAGUUCUUAUCGCUCAUUAUUUAAAAGAAGGGAUUCUUGGGGCUAUCGUGCUUUACUUUAACUGGAUUGCAGCUUAGCUGAAAUUAGGUUUACUCAUUUGAGAACUACUCUCGACGUUUAUCUUUUAUGUAGCAUUGGUUGUUGUUUCUAAGGUAUUAGGGAAGGGGGCAUUGGGUUCUAUGUUCUUAUUGGGUUCUAUGUUAAUGUCGUAAACAGCCAGUGUUGCUUGUCUGUGUUUGUGCGAUAUGAGUUCACAAAUCCCCUUUUGUUGUCGACAUUGUACCUAAAGCUGAGUUGGGUGGAGCCAUAUUUGGUAUCACUAUGAAGCUCUUUAGGCUUUUGGUAUUAUCUCUACUUUUCCUUUUGGCUAUGGGGCAGCUUCCUUCACAGGACAUUAUGGCAUUGCUUGAAUUUAAGAAGGGUAUCAAGCAUGACCCGACUGGUUUUGUCCUCGAUUCAUGGAAUGAAGAGUCCAUUGACUUUGAUGGGUGCCCUUCUUCAUGGAACGGGAUUGUGUGUAAUGGUGGAAAUGUUGCUGGUGUUGUGCUUGAUAACCAGGGUUUAUCCGCUGAUGUUGAUUUGAGUGUCUUCUCAAACCUCACAAUGCUUGUGAAGCUCUCAAUGGCAAACAACUCUAUCAUGGGUAAGAUUCCUGAUAAUAUAGGUGACUUCAAAAGCCUUCAAUUUCUCGAUCUCUGCAAUAACCUGUUCUCCGAUUUGUUACCACUGGGUAUUGGUAAAUUAGAGAGACUACAGAACAUGUCAUUAGCGGGGAACAACUUCUCAGGCUCAGUUCCAGAUUCAAUUUCAGGGCUUCUUUCAGUUCAGUCUUUGGACUUGAGCCGAAACUCCUUGUCAGGAUCCCUUCCAGUAUCCUUGACAAAGCUCAACAACCUUGUCUAUCUAAAUUUAUCGUCUAAUGGGUUUACCAAGAGAAUUCCAAAGGGUUUUGAGCUAAUUUCAAAGCUUCAGGUGUUUGACUUGCAUGCUAACGUGCUUAAUGGUCAUCUAGAUGGGGAGUUUUUCCUCCUAUCUAAUGCUAGUCAUGUUGAUCUUAGCGGAAAUAUGCUAGAAAGCUCUACCUCUCUAAAACUGUUACCAGGUAUUUCUGAGAGUAUCAAGCAUUUGGAUCUUAGUCACAAUCAGCUUACUGGUUCACUGAUAAGUGCAGGCGAGCUGCAGUUGUUUGAAAAUUUGAAGGUGUUGGAUCUGAGCUACAAUCAGCUGUCGGGAGAACUGCCUGGAUUCAAUUUUGUGUAUGAGCUUCAGGUCCUUAAACUCAGCAACAAUAAAUUUUCGGGGUUUAUUCCGAACAAUCUACUAAAGGGGGAUUCUCUGCUUUUGACAGAGCUGGAUUUGAGUGCCAACAACCUCUCAGGGGCGAUAAGUAUGAUUAUGUCAACAACGCUUCACACGCUUAAUCUCUCCUCAAAUUCACUUACUGGUGAACUUCCUUUGCUGACCGGAAGCUGUGUUGUGCUCGACCUAUCAGAUAACCAAUUCACUGGAAAUCUAACCAGAACUAUGAAAUGGGAGAAUGUUGAGCAUCUUGAUCUAAGUCAAAAUCAACUGACUGGGUCUAUUCCUGAGGUUUCUGCGCAAUUUCUGCGUUUAUAUUACCUGAACCUCUCCCAUAAUUCUCUUAGUGGUUCUAUCCCUGAAGUUGUCGAUCAGUAUCCGAAGCUUAGAGUCCUUGACCUAAGUUCCAAUAAGUUAGAUGGAUCCAUUUUAACUGGUUUGUUAGCAUCACCUACUUUGCAAGAACUUCAUCUUGAAUACAAUUUACUCUCUGGUGCUGUUGAAUUUUCUGCUCCUUCUAUCAAAACUAGUCUUCUGGUUCUUGAUCUUUCUCAUAACCGGCUUAAUGGCUAUUUUCCUGAUCAGUUUGGGUCAUUGACUGGCCUUCAAGUGCUCAAUCUCGCUGGAAACAAUUUUUCUGGUUCUAUUCCAACUUCCAUGUCCGACAUGAACUUGCUAAGCGCAUUAGAUUUAUCACAAAAUCACUUCGCAGGUCCUUUGCCAAAUAACUUUCCUAGUAGUCUUAGUGGCUUUAAUGUUUCAUACAAUGAUCUCUCUGGUGUUGUUCCUGAAAAUUUGAGGAAGUUCCCUAGUUCUUCUUUCUAUCCUGGAAAUACUGGGCUACGUCUUCCUAGUGGUCCUCCUGGGUCAAGCAAUUCUCCUGCUGAAAAUUUGAAGAGGAAACCAUUUAACACUGUGGUCGAAGUGAUUGUGAUAGUUUCUUGUGUGGUUGCUGCGAUUAUUCUUAUUUUACUCGCUAUUUUCGUACAUUAUAUUCGUUUAUCAAGGAGAUCUCAACCAGAGCAUGUCACAAGUAAAGGCACCCACAGGCGCUCUGCAGCAAACUCCUCUGGUUUGGGUGGAACACAGAGUGGUGCUGCUUUGGUUGUUUCAGCGGAGGAUCUUGUGGCUUCUAGGAAAGGAUCAUCAUCUGUGAUUAUUAGUCCUGAUGAAAAACUGGCAGCUGUAACUGGCUUCUCCCCAUCAAAAAACAGCAAUUUGUCUUGGUCGCCAGGGUCUGGGGACUCGCUCACAACUGAAACCUUUGCAAGACUGGAUGUGAGAUCACCUGACCCAUUGGUUGGAGAGCUGCAUUUUCUGGAUGAUACAAUAACAUUGACACCAGAAGAGCUUUCAAGGGCCCCAGCUGAAGUGUUAGGGAGGAGCAGUCAAGGAACUUCAUACAAGGCAACACUGGAUAAUGGGCUAUUUUUGACUGUAAAAUGGCUGAGAGAAGGGGUGGCGAGGCAGAAAAAGGAGUUUGCUAAGGAGGCUAAAAAAUUUGCCAACAUUAGGCAUCCUAAUGUGGUUGGUUUGAGAGGAUACUACUGGGGGCCUUCACAUCAUGAAAAGCUGAUCCUUUCAGAUUAUAUUUCACCAGGAAGUCUUGCAAGCUUUCUUUAUGAUCGACCAGGAAGAAAAGGUCCUCCAUUAACCUGGACCCUCAGGCUUAAGAUAGCAGUUGAUGUUGCACGUGGACUUAACUAUCUCCAUUUUGACCGUGCUGUUCCCCUUGGUAAUCUUAAGGCGACAAACAUUCUACUGGAAGGACCUGACUUGAAUGCACGUGUUGCUGAUUAUUGCCUCCACCGCUUAUUGACCCAGGUUGGCACCAUCGAACAGAUUCUUGAUGCUGGGGUAUUGGGAUAUCGAGCGCCAGAGUUGGCUGCUGCGAAGAAACCAUUGCCAUCUUUCAAGUCAGAUGUCUAUGCCUUUGGAGUAAUAUUGUUGGAACUUCUAACUGGCAGGUGUGCUGGUGAUGUCAUUUCUGGUGCAGAGGGAAGGGUUGAUCUUACAGAUUGGGUGCGAUUGAGAGUAGCGGAAGGUCGUGGUUCAGAAUGCUUUGAUGCUGCAUUGAUGGCAGAUAUGCAGAAUCCAGCAGUUGAGAAGGGAAUGAAGGAGGUCCUUGGAAUAGCAUUACGAUGCAUUAGAUCGGUCUCUGAGAGGCCAGGUAUCAAGACUAUCUAUGAAGAUCUUUCGUCUAUAUAGCUCGCGCAUCUCAUUUCUUUCAACAUAGUUUUUCAGGGUAUCAAUGUCUCAUUGGCCUCCUCUUUUGAGUGUGAUGAUGUUAAGCCUUUUGUUGUGAUCAGCUAACUACAUUAUCCAUUGUUGUAAAAAUGGGGCUUAGUUGCUAAUGGACACAAAAAUUUCCAUAUCAAUGGCUAUUUGUUGAGUUGUGGGCGUCC